ACGCAUGCACGGGGUAGAGCGAAGCACCUUUUGGGUCGGCGGCACGGCAUCGGUCUUCGGCCAGACGUGUUCGGCACGCCGUGGGGCGCACCAAGUUGAUUAGCAGCCGACACCGCUUCUCGAGAGGAGAGCCAGUGGAGGCGGCACGGCCCCCGCCGCGUCCAGCAGUGUGCUCUCGGAGGCGGCGGCCCUGAGGUCGGCCAGGGCGAUUCCGCUUCGACACCGCCACUCAGGAACGCGCCACGAACGAGCAUGGCGCGUCCGGUGCAGGGAGGAUGUAUGUGAUCUUCCCGGCUGAGGAACUCAUUAAUAUCUCCCUGGGCGUCAGUCCGUCUGAGAAUAAGUCCGUCACUUUCAACAAGCGAGUCAUGGCAGGCGAGGUCACCCUGAAGGAGCUCACCCACCCGGCCCUCAACGAGGCCCUCAAGACCCACAACUCGGUCACUUUCAAGCUCGUCAGAACCGUUUCCGACUUCACUCAGCAGUUGAGUCAAAUUUAUGAGCAACAUGCUGAGGAGUUGCAGCAUCUGGUGGAAGGAUUUCGCAAGAAAAAUGCUGAACUACGGAAAGAGAGGCCUGCGUGCCCGAGCACCGUAUUCCACGCCUGGGAAACUUUGCUCCAAGAAGUGGAGAUUGACUCGCAGGCCCACAGUGACAUUGCCAGUAUACUGGGCCGGCAGGUCUCGCGACCGCUGCUGGAACGCUCAUUUUACCGCAAAAUACAAUCCAGAAAAGUGUUCACUCACCGAGAGAGCUACGACACCAUCCUCCAUAAAACAGAAGACAUGUUGACCAAGUGCCGACAAGAUUACAAAGCCGCAUUCCUCGCCUACAUGUCUUCGCCGAGCAAUGCGGCCCUGGCCUCCUACUUUGACGCUCACAACGCCUACGUGCAACAACUGCACGCCACCAACGGCAUGCUCGAAGAAUACAGCCAGCAGAUCCUGCCCCAGCUCAUGCAGGAGCUGGAGGAAGUUUACUCAGACCUUUGUGCGAUGCUGGCCGACUCUGUGCUCCAAGGAGCGGAAAUAAUAUCAACAAGGGCUGUGGAGCAAGGGCGGCGGUACGACGGCCUGAGCGCGCUGUGCCGCGGGGUGUCUGGCCCUCAAGACUUGGCCCAUUUUGUCAGAUCUCUGCAGGCGCCGCCUCCGACCAACAACAAACACAACUUCUCGCCUCCGCAGCCGCCCCAGCUGCCGACACCGAGCGCCGACGAGGGCGGCGAAGCGGCGGCUUCUUCAUCCAACGCGUCCAACACUGCGCCGAUUUUGCGUAACGAACUGACUCUGGAGCGGUUGGCGUCGAUUCACCCCAUCAGACCGCGCUUCGACGCCCUCAAGAAAGAGGCCAAUGACCUGGAAACGCAGAUCAAACAACUCACCGACGCCCUCGACAACCUGCUCAGGAUGCAGCAAAGGAGUGUCGAGUCGAGUCUGUUCAACAAGGCUAAUGAGCUGCAGGAGGACAUCAGUCUGAAGAGGUUCGACCUGCGGGUGGCGCAAAUUCAUCUGUCCGCAGUCAAGGCCCAGAAAGAGUUGUUCGCCGCGAAGGUGGAGAGCGGUGCCGACACUUCUCGCGAGCGUAAAAUGUCAUCAUCGUCAACCGGAAGCAUGAAGUCCAAAUGGUUGAAGGCUUUCAAGAGCCUCAAAACUACCUCUGGAGGGGCAGCUGCGGCUCCGAAAGAACCAGAAAAGAAAGCCGGAACACCGGAGCAGGGCAGCAGCUCGGACGAAAAGAAAAUCAGUCCGUCAACUUCCGCCUCGUCUUCAGGGUCCGUUACAAAAAAGCCACCGAUUCGUCCAGGCCACUCUAAAAUCAGCUCAAAGAACCAAAUGUACCAUGCCGUUUCCGCCAUCAUGUCGAUGAGGAAAAACGGGAAGGAUGCAGCUGGACUGGCGGGUGCACUGCCUGAGAGUGGCGCUCACCUUUUCCAAGAAUACACAUACAAGAAAAUUACGCCGUGUGACGUCUGCUCGCAGGUGUUGAGGGGUCACACUCGUCAGGGCCUAAGAUGCCGUGUGUGCAAAAUGAACGUUCACGUAGACUGCCAAGACAACGCCAAAAGUUGCCAGAGCAAAUCGCGGCUGCUGCGGAGGCAAAAGUCAACAUCCGAGAUCGAAACCAGGGUCAAUCAAGAGCCGCCACUGGAUGAAGAAAGAAUUAAGCCAGAUAGACUGCUGCGACCCCUGUCAGGCCCUGCGUGUCCUGAAUCUCCAUCAGGGGUGUCGCAAAGAUCAAAACGGCGUUCCAAGAGACAACAAAGCACUCUAGCCGAACCGCAAGAGGUAGACCAGACCUACCAAGUGCUGAAGCAGGCCGGCGAAAUCAGCGGCGGGGGCCGUCGAGGGCCCACCCCCACCCCUGAAACCCAACUGCCGCCGCCACAACUUCAGCCGCAGCCUCCGAUUGUCGUCCCCGGGGGCUCUGGGGGCGGCAGCAUCGCCAGCUCACACUCGUCGAGUGCCGCCUCGUUGCACAGGAGGCCCCCGUCCUACAUGGGCAGUAGGCAUGCGUCCGUUCUCACCGUCAACGCACCCAACCCUGGAACCGCCUCCUCCUCAGCCGAGUCCGUGAUGGCCGACAAUAUGUCUCUGGCUUCUGGCACCGUGAUGGAAACCGCCACCAGCACCAGGACCCGACGCCGUCUCUUCGCUGGCAUGAAGAGUCUGUCGGUGUUUCACAGCCGCGCCAGCCACGAACGCACCCCACCUGGACACGCGCACUCCAGAUCCAUCUCUCUACCCGAGAGCCUGAGAACCACCCCACGUACAAUUGAGCCAGGCACUGGUACCAGACCGUUCGGACAGCCUCUGGUACUUAGUCCUAGCAUCUCUGAAAACGGUGAUCUGGUUGAAGAGGCCGCUGCGAUUCCGUCUUCUUAUUCCCCCGUAAACCCUUACUAUUCGAGCCACUACCACCAAAACAGCCACCAACACCACUACUAUCAGCAAUUACAGCAAUACCCGCCGCAGCCUAACGCGAGGCACCAGCAAGACUUGAUGGUGAUGGCCAAUGGGGGUAGAGUGCCCACCACCGCUCCACACAGUCCACGCAGACACAAGUUGAACCUACGCAUGAAGUCCCUUUCUCUGGACUCGCCAGAGUCCACGGAGCAUGUCCAGAGGCGACGACACGUCGAGUGCGGACCGUCCAGCCAAUCUUCGUCGUCGCAUAUCCAGUCGCACACCUCCACUUCCAACACCACGCACCACAGUUUCCCUAGGCGACACCGUUUGUCUCGAAAUAUAUCAUGGUCAACUCCCUCAAGCCCUGUUCACAACCGGCGCCUGCUCAGCGCUCGGAACAUGCGGAUGAGCUCCGUCGAGCUGCCUGAUGACAACGAGAAGUCGCUUAGUUCGGCCAGCACGUCACCUUGUCCAUCGCCGAAACCUCAUCGACUGCUGCCGACCAACCUGUACGUGGUGCUUUACAACUUCAAGUCACGCCACCCAGACGAACUUGACCUCAAGGCUGGUUACAAAGUCACGGUGAUCGACACUUCUGACGUGGACUGGUGGCGGGGAAAGUGCUUGGGCAGGAUCGGCUUCUUCCCGUCCAAGUACGUUAUCCGUCUGCAGCCCGGUGAGCGGCCUCUGCAGGUAACGCACAACCUGCAGGUCUCCGACGGCGACAAUGGUCUCAUGCUCCUCAGAGAUCAGAUUGUCAUCCAGAUCGGCGAGGAGUUGGACGGAAUGGUGAUGAUUCGCAGCGGCGACAACCGCCAGGGCGUUUGUCCACUGAAAUUCCUGCAAGAAGUGUGACACCCUUGCGCACCCUCUUUGGCGCUGGCAGCCACAGCGGAUCCCCGACUCGAUGUCCCCCUAAGUGCUGCACCUCUCAAUGUGAUGCUACUUCGUACGCCACCCACUUAUUGCACUUGUGUCUGCUGAAUAGUUUUUGCUUUUUCCAAACGAUUUUCUGUUCUACGCAAACUUACGAUUAGGGUGUAAUUUCUCGCGCCGCGCUCUGCUUCUUAAUUUUUCUCCAACGACAAUCAAAACUCGCAGCUUUUCUAUAAUCUUGUAAAAAUAGCCUAGGUGGACAUUUUCCACCGCAGACGAGAAAAAGGAAAAAUUCAAAAUUAAAAACUCAUUCUCGUCUUGUACCGAUUAGACGGAAACCUUUUCUAAAACUGAGGAAUUUGCAGGAUUUGCAAUCAACAGGGUGACACCAGGGUGACCACUUGAAUAACUAAGCUACUCUUAUUAUUAAUUAUUUUCUAUUUUGAGAAAUGGAGGAAUUGAAACGCUUUAAAUUCGGUUUUAAUAAUUAAAAGCAGAUGCCUCGACAGACACAUUCACAGGAGCUAAACGUUGUCGGGUUUAUUAACUGUAUUCGCUGGAAAAAUAGACUAUCUCAUUCGUAUUAUGCUGCUUAUUUGUGUGCAUUAGUUGUAAAACAAAAAUUUUAAAUGAUCGAUUUUUCCAGAUUUAUAGUUUAAGACUCAGAAAUUAGACCUCCCUUUGAUAAAUUUGUAAGGAAGCAAUUUAAAUAAAUGAGGACUAGGUUUACUUUAGGUCCUUUCAGAUUCUUUUUAGAUGCAAUUAAUGUGAUAAAAUGCAGAAUCUUGAAUCUAAUUUCUGAGUCCGUUUUAUGAAUUGAAUUGAUUCACUUUGUUCUAUAUUGAACUAUAGAAACGCGCGCAGUGUCUGCACUCUUAAUCUAUUUCUUGUUGACUCCUGCGAGAAAUUAAUUCUUUUAGGCCGUUGUCAAAAACGUAAUGUGUCACUUCUAGAGCUAUUUUUGUGCAUGUUUGAUGAAAAGAAAAACACUUUGGCGAAGAUGAAAAAUUAUGAGUAGCAGAAAGGUGCUCUGCAAAAACGGGCAAAUAUUACAGAGGGAAAUAAUUGUAUUUUGGUUCCGUUAUUUGUUUACACUGUUAGAAUAAUUUUUUAUCUUAUAAAUAUCUUAGAACUAGAAUCAUUUGAUUAUUAUGUUAAUUUUCUUUGAGGCAAAAUUUUGUUAAUUGUUCAUAAAUAAUUGAUUAUUCAUUCGGUGCAACAAAUGAUUGACGUAUAAUAUUAUAUAUUUUUACAUUCCCCAUGACCUGAUUAACUCUUUAUUGUUAUCUCUGUCUCUAUCAUUCACGCAAAAGUGACUCUUGCACUGGUCUUGUUAUUGAACUAUCAAAAUAUCGGCGAGGUGAAUCCUUCAAUGGAGCUUUCGUAGUGAAAUGAUAUGGUAUAUCUCUCGUAUAUAGUGAAGAAAAAAAUACAAAAUUUUCAUUUCAAGUUUUGCCACUUGAUUUUGCGCGUUUUACCGCCGUGGACGAGAACGUCCGCGUCCCCCACGGCAAAGGAUAUAACAUCAAGAAAUUAAACAGAACGCGAACCUUCCGCCGCUGCUGCUCGUGUUUCACAUUAAUAGUGAGUAAAAAUUUAAUCAAGUAUAAGAAGGAAAGAAAUCGCGAGAUGCACGUGCUUGCACACACUCAGAUAGAGCGUUCGACUACUUGCUAAUUAAUGAAGGCAGCCCCGCAUCAAUUACAUACUCUCCCUGAUCAAAUCAAAUUAAUUAGUGAUGGCCAAUCGUCGAAACACGCGCCACGAAGCUUUAAAUGGGGCCAAAGUUGUAAUACGAUCAAAUAAAUAUCAUCCUUGAUAUAGCAAAAAAAAUCAGCAUCCGAGCAAAUACACAUAAAAGCAAAAUCAUCUCAGUAGCAUUUUGUAUUCGCAAAUCAUCAAAAGUGGAAUUUAAUUAUUGUAACAUGCUGAGGAGUUUUUAAUCGCGACAGUUUUUCAAAUUUAAAAAUAUAUUCCUGCCUCAUAACAUUAUGAGAUAUUUGAUAUAAUUUCAACAGAGAGGCUCGUUGUGUAUUUUCAGCCAUAUAUAAUUAUAUUAGGGAAACAGUGAAAAAAGCUUUGGUAAAUUUUAAUAUUAAAAUAAUAUGCAAAACAAGCAGUGCCGCGUUUCCUAAUUUUCUACAUGCGUAAAGAUGAAAUUUGAUCAAUAGUCGUUCGCGAAGCAGCAAAAUUAGAUGUGAAAAUGAUUGAAGCACUUUGCUUUUUUAAUAUUAAUUAUCUCGUUGUCAUGCGCGACGUAGGUGUUAUAAUGAGGCACUGGAAACCGUGUAAAACUAAAUACGAAAACAAUUUAAAACGAUAAAAAACUAAAUGUUCAGCACUGUAUGCCAAAUGUGAUCUUAAUGAAAACGAUAAUCUAUAUAAUAAUAAAAAUUACAAUAACUAGAGUUGUUGAUGGGACAAGCGCUUUAGCCAAGAGAAUGAUGGGUCCGUUUGAAAAAGAACAUUUUUAGCGAAGCGCGUCGUCUUCCUUCAAUGCCUCUAUUUAUACCCAGUGAAUAAAAUUGAAGCACAUAGAUGUCUCUCUGUGAAUGAGAAAAGAAAUCCCGAUUAAAUCAAUAUGUAUAUUCGUACUCGUCACGAAGCUGAAUGUCUGCCAAAAUUAUUAUCACCUCUCUUGCUGUCAAUCGGGUGACGCACUCUCGUUUUAAAAAUAGGACGCUGAGAUAAGUAAAUGUCGUUUGUAUCGCAAUUACCAGAUCACUGUCAGUCACUGUUGUGUAUGAGAAAAAAACUAAUUAAAUGUUCAUUAAACGAAACUCACUCAAGAGCAGAGAGUCAAUUUGCAACAGUGUAGUAUAUUAACGGGCGAAUUGAAAAUCAGAUUGAAACUCUCUUCACUUAAUUGUAAGUGGAGAAUCGAAAAGUAAAAAUUACGUGUUUUGAUUCGGAAAAAAAGUGUCGUACAUGUCUGAAAGAUGAGAAAAUUGUGACUUUAUAGUUAUUAAAGAAAUUUUUUAAUUCCCUCUAUCACCACACUGACUUUGUUUCGAACUAAAAACGGUUGUUUUCCAUUCUCUUUAUUUGGUUUCCAAAGCAAUGCGAGUGAAUUAUUAAUUGUAAUUAUGUGCACAGAUCGCAUCUAUUGUACUACUGAAGAGCAUUGAUUAUAAAAGCGGGAGAUUGUUGAUACGCAUGUUGAUAUUUGCAAUAAAAAUAUUUUAAAAUGG
Molecule: messenger RNA, 6973 nt
Organism: Neocloeon triangulifer
Lineage: Eukaryota; Metazoa; Arthropoda; Insecta; Ephemeroptera; Baetidae
Exons: 24
Coding region: 276-3761 (1161 amino acids)
Biological process (GO): positive regulation of voltage-gated calcium channel activity; positive regulation of protein localization to plasma membrane; skeletal muscle contraction
Cellular component (GO): extrinsic component of cytoplasmic side of plasma membrane
Molecular function (GO): protein binding
Source: RefSeq, a predicted model, not a curated record